Trematosphaeria pertusa is the source of this 2187-nucleotide messenger RNA. RefSeq lists its product as uncharacterized. The transcript is spliced from 5 exons. Bases 1 to 2187 code for a protein of 728 amino acids. Gene Ontology annotation, molecular function: actin filament binding. The record is from RefSeq and is a predicted model, not a curated record. Gene Ontology annotation, biological process: actin cytoskeleton organization; barbed-end actin filament capping. Gene Ontology annotation, cellular component: F-actin capping protein complex; actin cortical patch. Lineage: Eukaryota; Fungi; Ascomycota; Dothideomycetes; Pleosporales; Trematosphaeriaceae.
AUGGUAUUCGAUUCGCCAAAUGUGAACAUGCAUGCUGCGUGGGGUGCUGGUGAUAGGACUGCGGCUUCUAGUUCUGUGGGCAGCAUCAAUAUGCUCGGAUCUGAGGACUCUAGUAGCACUUCCGACGAAGGCGACCCAAUGGAUCCAGACGACAACGAUGACCCGAUGCUGAUGACUCCGCAAGCAAUGAAGAAUAACACGCCAUUUGGGGGAGCGCCCACGGGAAGCAAUCCUGGCGCCUGGCCACCCACCAUAUUCUCGCCUGGAGGGAUGCCUACGUUUAUGAGCAUACAACGAGCACGGUUGCGCAAAGGUCGGAGUCGGAAGAGUUCAAGCUCGGCAAGCGGACAUAGCUCCAUGGCGAGCCCGGGGCCAGCUUCUCCGCCGAAUGGGAGGGGCGAGGGCUAUUUCGCAAGGGAAGCGGUGAUACGGAAGGCGGGAUCGAGGCGUGAGAGCCUCUCGCUCUUUACCAACGACCUUCACAUCUCCUCGGGAAACGACAGCGGCGACGAGGCUGCAGCAAUGCCACAGACGCCCGGGGUCGUUCGCAGGCCUGUCACACGAAGAGGCAACUUACUACCAAAAUCGAGACAAUUUGGACGGAUCAAGGCUGAACUCCUCGAAGAAGCGGCACCCAUCGACAGCGAGGUCCGGCGCGAGGCCGAAAUCAUACGCCAGGUACGAGAGAGCGAUGACUUCGAGCGACCUUCAGUUACGGCGCAAUCGUCACCGACAUUGUUACCAGCUGUGCCUGGGUUGGAGGGGCCGCUGGAGGGCGUUCCGGAAGAAGAAAGUGAGAGCGGCAUGAGCAUGGACAGUUCAACGACGAGGGGUUUAUUCGGAGCAUUCAACAUUGGCGCUUCUAGAAACACUAAUGGAAGAGACUUUUGGCAACGCGAUGCUCCAGCGCAGACGCCACCACCACCUUCGUUCCCGCGCGCCGGGUCGUCUGCAAUUAGCGAAGACGUCAACAUGGAUUCUCCAACAGUGUCCUCGACCUCAGCUAACAAUAUAACUGCAUCCGAAAAUAACAAUCACUCUGGGUACAUAUCUCGGUCCUCCACACCACAGCCGCUCGCCCCGCCGACUGCAGCCGAUGCGCUGAAGAAAUCGAGCAAGCGCAGGCGGGAUGACGACCUUGACGGGCAUUCCAUCAAACGACGGGCUGUCUCUCCAGGUGUGAGCGUCCAGAACAGCCCGGUACUAUCACAAUCCCCGGCACAGCGUGACGGCAGCCUAUGGGGUACGGCCACGAAAGCGAACGGGCAGGGCUCUGGGGGCCAUGCUGCCGGUGAAAGAUCAAAUAGCGGAGGCAGUGUGAGUAUGACUCCUUCAUUGGGUCCUAAGAGGAUCGGUCUACAGGGCAUGACCGAUACCAGCGACGGCUUCAUGAAGAUGACAGCACUCUCCUCCUUCGUGGAGAGCGCUCCUCCAGGCGAGGUACCUAUUAGAUCUAUCCUCGGCGAUGACUCUGUUCAGAGCGAGCUUGCGCCGGCCUUCGAGAAAUACAACGAGGAGCAAUUCUCAACGACGAAGCUCCCCGGCGGCAGCGAAGAGGUUCUGGUCAGCUCGUACAACUCAUUAGGGGAUGGAAGAUAUUAUGAUGUGGAGAGUCAGAGCUCGUUCGCGUUCGACCAUGCAACACAGAAAGCGAGCGGCGUGCAGUCCUACGUGUUGGAGUCGAAUCACUCAGACCUUGUGAAGAGCCUCGUCAAGAGCCUAAGCACACACGCAACCGAACACUACCCCAAAUCCAGCCUCGGCGUCUACCCAACCGCCGACGACAGUCAACUCGCUAUCCUAACCGUCGCCUCCAAAUACUCGCCGUCCAACUUCUGGAACGGACGCUGGCGCUCCCACUACAUCUACACGCCUUCGUCAGGCACGCUAACCGGCGCCAUCAAGGUUGACGUGCAUUACUAUGAGGACGGUAACGUGCGGCUGCUCACAAACAAGGAUGUGAGCCUCAAGGUGGGAAGCAAUGCAGGUGCGGGCGAGAUUGUGAGGGCUAUCGCGACAGCGGAGAAGAAAUAUCAGGAGGAUUUGAAUAAGGCGUUCGGCAGCAUGAGUGAGGGAGCGUUCAAGGCGCUGAGGAGGCAACUGCCGAUUACGAGGCAGAAGCUUGAGUGGGAGAAGAUUAGUGGGUAUAGGUUGGGGCAGGAUAUUGGGGGUGGAAGGUCGAGAUGA